AUGAAUCUUCUCAAAUUCCCAUUGCUGGUACAACAUCGAGUUUAUCAAGAGCUGAGUAUUCUUGAACUGUUCAUCUUAUCUUUGACUUCUCGAAGAGUGAAAACAUUCAUUAAGUUAUUUAAAUGGGAAGUUCAUGGAGUAUUAUUUUCCUUCAUGAAAAAAGAAGUUUACUUUUUUUUUCAAGACUCAAAUGAAUUGUGGCAACGUAAUAAAUUUCAAAUACCGUUGGAUGCCAACUUCGUGUGUUAUAGAGAAGAUGAAACUGAUGUUUUUUACUACCAUUUCAAACGUAAAAAAUGUGGAUCAACUUUGGCGUUGGAAUUACAACAGCACAUUUUCGAUUUGUUUUCAACAGCUUCCAAACAACUGAAGCUUACUGUUUUUAUUGAAAAUAUUCAAAGUUAUAGAUGGAUUUCUUCUGUAGGACGUGCUUCAAUAUCUUCUAUGAGAAUGGUAGCUUUGGAAAAGUUUGUAAAACGUCAUCCUACCCUCAAAUAUCUUAUUUUGAGAGAAGAAAUGCCGUAUUACUUGUCUCCCACCUCGAGUAUAUUCUCUCUCAGAAAUUUGAGCGUUUACGUUCGUGAGAAAUCGUUUAUGUAUUACUUACAGUACUUCAGAGGCACCCAUGCAGUUUUUGAAGGUUGUGUUCCUAUUGUUCAAGUUCAUGAAUUCAUUGAAAAGUGGAUAGAUGGAGAUUAUUAUGAGAAUCUGAAACUCGUUCAUAUCACUAAAACUCUACGAGGAGAACCUUUCCUUCAAGAACUUCUAGAUAGAUAUCAAGUUAAAAAACAAGACCGUUCAAAAACUCCAAAAUUCUUUCCGUAUAAUGAAGAGGAUCUUUUUUAUCUGAGUGAUCAAACGAAUCAAAUCGCAUUCAAUGGAUCAUUAUUUAUCGAAAAUAAGAAGAAUGAUAAAGUGGCAUCAAUUCAAUUUACCUCAAAAUGUAUGAAGUUUUAUAUAUGGAGAAAAGAAGACAUUUUCCCUUAG
Caenorhabditis remanei is the source of this 987-nucleotide messenger RNA. RefSeq lists its product as uncharacterized. Gene Ontology annotation, biological process: embryo development. Bases 1 to 987 code for a protein of 328 amino acids. The record is from RefSeq and is a predicted model, not a curated record. NCBI's taxonomy places the organism in Eukaryota, Metazoa, Nematoda, Chromadorea, Rhabditida, Rhabditidae. The transcript has 3 exons. Gene Ontology annotation, molecular function: protein binding.